AUGCUCAAACCACAGGCUAAUUCAACUAGAGAUGUCGUCUCUUUGGACGGCAUCUGGAACUUUGCACUUGCAUCAUCACCCGACAUUGAAGCAGACGCACCGUGGUCUAAGCUCAUCCCGCCAAAGCUUCAAGUACCCGUACCCGCCAGCUACAACGACAUCUUUGCAGACGAAAAGAUUCGCAGUCACGUAGGAUGGGUGUACUAUCAGCGGCAAGUCACGGUGCCUCGUAGAUGGUCGCCCGAAGAUCAAAGAUAUUUCUUGCGAUUCGACGCAGCUACCCAUCGUGGCCGUGUCUACGUCAAUGAGAAGCUAGUCGCCGAUCAUGCUGGUGGAUACACCCCCUUCCAGGCAAACAUCACUGACAUCAUCAAACCCGGCGAGAGGUUCCGCUUGACUGUGGCUGUGAGCAACGAGCUGAGCUGGGAGACGAUUCCCCCUGGCAAAAUUCAGACCCUCGCCAACGGCAAGCGGAAGCAGAACUAUCAGCAUGAUUUCUUCAACUAUUCCGGGCUUGCACGAUCGGUGUAUUUGUGUUCGAAGCCGGCGGUAUCCAUCAGCGACAUCACUGUCGUAACGGACAUCCUUGAGUCGGGAGCAGGCAAAGUUCAAUACAAGGUUGAAACUUCGCAGCCGGUGGGGGAUGACAAGGUCAAGAUCUCUGUUCUUGACGAGGAGGGGUUGACGGUGGCUCAAGCGAAUGGGACGAAAAAUGAGUUGACGAUCAACUCGGCGCAUUUAUGGCAACCCGGCGCGGCAUAUUUGUACCAACUCCGUGUGGAGAUACUAUCAGGCUCAAACAAAGAUGAGCUUCUCGAUACUUAUGAACUCUUCUUUGGCAUCCGCACAAUCUCGGUCAAGGGCAAUCAGUUCCUCAUCAACGGCAAGCCCUUUUACUUCACCGGCUUCGGCAAGCAUGAAGACUCGCCAAUCCGCGGCAAGGGCUUCGACCCGGCCUACAUGAUUCACGAUUUCCAUCUCAUGCGCUGGAUGGGAGCCAACUCAUUCCGGACAGCUCACUAUCCCUACGCCGAAGAGGUUCUCGACUACGCCGACCGACACGGAAUCGUCGUCAUCAACGAGACUCCGGCGGUGGGUAUCAACCUCGGCAUCAUUGCUGGCGUCUUCGGGCUCAAGGCGCCUCCGACAUUUGCCCCCGAUGCGUGCAACGAGACGACGCAGGCGGCGCAUGACCAGGCUAUCCGAGAGCUCGUGGCGCGAGACAAGAACCAUCCGUCGGUGGUGAUGUGGACAGUUACCAACGAGCCUGCGUCGGCGGAGCCCGGUGCAAGGGAGUACCUCGAGCCGCUAGUCUCAUUGACGCGCGAGCUGGACCCGACGAGACCGGUCUGCUUCGCGAACAUGGGGUUCGCUACGUUCGAGAAGGACCUCGUGACAGACUUGUUCGACGUCAUCUGCCUGAAUCGCUACUACGGAUGGUACUCUCAGACAGGCGAUUUAGAAGAGGCGGAGCAGGUCCUAGAGAAAGACUUGCUUGGAUGGCAGGACAAGUAUGGUAAGCCCAUGAUCAUGACAGAGUACGGCGCCGAAGCUGUGGCGGGGCUACACGCCGUAUGUGACGUUCCCUGGAGCGAGGAGUAUCAAGGAAAGUUUCUGGAAAUGUUCCACCGAGUAUUUGAUCGUGUUGAGAACGUUGUUGGAGAGCACGUGUGGAACUUUGCGGAUUUCCAGACGACGUCGAGUAUCACUCGGGUGGAUGGAAAUAAGAAGGGCGUUUUCACACGGGACAGAAAGCCAAAGGGGUCUGUACAGGUUUUGAAAGCACGAUGGACGGCUAAGCAGGCGAAAGAUGUAUGA
Molecule: messenger RNA, 1818 nt
Organism: Colletotrichum scovillei
Lineage: Eukaryota; Fungi; Ascomycota; Sordariomycetes; Glomerellales; Glomerellaceae
Product: beta-glucuronidase
Exons: 1
Coding region: 1-1818 (605 amino acids)
Biological process (GO): carbohydrate metabolic process; glucuronoside catabolic process
Molecular function (GO): beta-glucuronidase activity; carbohydrate binding
Source: RefSeq, a predicted model, not a curated record